CAAUACCAAAUUCCCUAUUAUAUCUAAAAACCACUACAAUUUUAGUUAAAAAUUUUAAUUUGUGCAAAAUUUAAGAAGAGCAUGCUACAUUAGACUGAAUGCCAAAUUUUGCAACACUGGCUGUCGUUACAGCUCCUUUUUAUUAUUGAUUAAUGAAAAAUUAAGCCAUGUACAUUCCAAGUAUAGCAGAGGGUAGAAAUAUGGGGUGGGGUAAAGUGAGGUGCUGGGUUGCGCUGCUGACUGAGGGCUGCUCCGCAUUUAAGGGAGGAGUUUAAGUGCUACAUUUCAAUAUAUAGAGUAAACGCGAGUUGGGCAGGCGGAUAUAUAUAAAAUAUGAUAAAAAAAGUACAAUCCUCAGCGCCGAAUCGAUGCAUGCCAAAUGAAAAAGCGCCGAACACCGAUAUUGAUCAAAAAUGGUAAAUUUGAGAGGCAAAAUCAGCACCGCGCGCUGAGCACCACAAGAAAAAGCUACACUAAGGGGGACACUAAAGCGCCGCCUUCAUAGGGGAAAUGUGCAAACUCGUCUUCUUCCACAAAAGGCUACAGCAGACGAGAUAUAAAAAUUGAUCCAUUUACAUUAACGUUCUGUGUGCCUGAAAAUAGCCACCAAACAUCUCCAUUGGAGCUUCAGUUGCAAUAUUAAUAACAAAAAUAACGGCUUAAGAUUUUGCAACCAAAGAUUUUUAUGCAAGCACUUGUCAGCCCUGGCACCAAGCGUUCGGCUGCACCAGCACCGGCGAGCGCAGCUCAACAUCGAUGUGGUCUGCGCAGACAACGCAAGUCCAACUUCAGCAACGCCGAGGUCGAAAUCCUGGUGCGCGAGGUGGCCGCCCGACGCGACGUUCUCUUCAGCUCUCGCGGCCGAACGUCCUGCACAAACGGCGUCGCAAAGAGCACCGAGAAAAUGUGCAAGUGGCGAGAAGUAGCCGCCGUCGUCAACGGCGCCGAGUUUGGCGAAAGAAGGACAGUGCGCGAGGUUCGCAAGAAAUGGGAGAAUGUGGUCAGCUCGUUCCGAAGAAAACUGAGGCAGCCAAAUUUACUGACCUCUUUGAUAGGUGGACUAGGCAGAGGAAUUCGGUGUCCGGCCGACGAGGCCCUUGCAUGUGCAAAUGCUUACUGUGGAAUGACACCGAAAAUUAUUAACAGGUCGGAAAUCAAUCGGCACGACCUAGAGGAAGAAGAUGAAGAUCCUGAACUUUUGCUGCAGCCUGAGGUGCAAAUCGACGAAGAUCACGAUUCGCCGCCCAUGGAAUUCGGCAACAGCACUAAUUGCAAGGUUGAAUUUAAUAAAGGUGAUGACUCUGCUGCAAGUCCACAAAUCGGGACUGGGCAGAGCUCCGAAGAAGAGGCACCACCGAAGGAAAUUGAAAUGCAGAAAUUGCAAGUGAUGAAAAAACUGCUCGAUGUCCAGAGCAAAAGACUGAAGGUCGAACGAAAGAGACUUAAAGUGGAGAGGAUGAGACUGCAAAUCGAGCUACAGAAAACGGAAAAUAAUAGUGGCAGUUAAAGGAUUGAGUUUUGAUUGCUUGAAAAUAAUUUUUUGCACAAAGAAACGCAUAAAAAAUAAAAUGCUUAAAAAAAUUGAUUGUGAAAAAAAUAAACUAUGAGGUUAGAAGUUGAUGGUUCAAAUUAAGAGAUUUCGGCAAAUGCAUAAACAGUUUUGCCUUUGAGACCCUUCAGACAAAAUAAUUAUUGAUGUUGCAGUAUUUUAUGCUAGUUUAUUUAGAACAUUUGUUUAGGGGAAAGAAAGGUUGUUUGCGCAGUUGCAGAGAAUAUUCGAUGAUUACUUCAGAUGAAUUGGUAAUAAUUGUAUUGUUCAUUGAUGCACACAAAUCAGCAGCAUAAAAUAAUGUAAUGUACCUUAUUUCAAAAUCCACAUACUGUGGAUAAAAAGUUUAACCCAAUGUGGAUAAAAUAUGAUUAUAAUAAACGUAAUAAACAUUAACAAGUUUUAAAUUAAGCAAGAAUUUCAUCACAAGGCCAAGGCAUCACAAUAAACAAAAUCACUUAGCAGCAGGCUCGGACUGGUCUGUGGGGGGAAAACUCCCAUCGGACCGAGGCUCUUUUAAAAUAGGACUUACGAGCCUGGCUAGCCACACACUUUUUAAGUCGGCUGCCUAAAUGAAGGGUUGGAAAGAUUUGCACCAGUCCGGGUUUGCUUUUUAGGUUUUGUUUAGGAGAGUUGUUGUAAAAUUAUUAACCUGAAACUGACUUAGCGCUGCUUGAGAUCAAAAAUCUCAAUCAGCAGUGGCUCCACAUCUCUAGGGUUGACAUCAAGGUACACGCGCACAUGAUCUUCAUUGAGUUUAUGAAGUUCGGCCAUCUUCUGGAUAAGUUUCAAGAAGACAGACCUUGCCUCGCAGCCUUGAAAUUUGCUUUCAAGA
This is a messenger RNA of Neocloeon triangulifer, 2384 nucleotides long. RefSeq names its product myb/SANT-like DNA-binding domain-containing protein 4. The transcript is spliced from 2 exons. The coding region runs from base 686 to 1507 and encodes 273 amino acids. NCBI's taxonomy places the organism in Eukaryota, Metazoa, Arthropoda, Insecta, Ephemeroptera, Baetidae. The record is from RefSeq and is a predicted model, not a curated record. Gene Ontology annotation, cellular component: nucleus.